CCCACAUGUACAAAGUAUAUGACGUCAUGUCAACCCCAUACACAUAAAAUCUCAGAGUUAAUCGGUGGUCAGACUCCAGCGUUGAAUCAGCGUUUACUAAUCGGCACCGGAAAAACGACCUGAUCCAGACUUAAUGACCCAACUGAAACACCCGACCCGGAUUGAAUGACCAAACCCAGAAUUUAAUGGGCCGAGUUAAAAUAAACACUUAAUGGGUCUCGUUAUUUAAGUAGGCCGAAUUGAAUUAAAUAAAAAGUAAACAUUUGGCCCAGUCCAAUUCAGGAUCUCAUUACCCAUCUCGUAAAAGUAAAACGCGUCGUCUUCUUCCUAUGUGGUGAAAGAAAAAUCCUCUUUGACCUAGGGUUUUCGCGAGAGAAAAGGAGAAGGGAUUUCGUCGAUAGUGAAGAAUCCGGUGAAAUCGAUAAAGCAGGCUGAGUCGUGGAUUGAUUCUCGUUGGAAUGAGUAGGAACAUUACAGUGAAGGUGUAUUGCCAUCAUUCUAGCAAAUUCAGACCAAUAGGUGGAGUGUUAGAAUACGUUGAUGGAACUGUUGAAAAAUUUAAGGUGGAUUCCAUCACUAUCUUCCAAGAUGUAGUGUUAAAAAUGCUUGAGAAAAGAGUUAAGAACCUUGGGAAGAUGUGGUAUAAGCUGCCUUUUGAGGACGUAUCAGACAGGAAGCCUCUAUGGGAGGAUGUGGAUGCUAAUAAGAAGAAGUUGGUUGCAAAAGGACGUUGAAUGGGUGAGAUAGACAUCUAUUUUGAAAAAAAGAAGAUGAAUCUCUUGAAACCUUAGAAGAAGCUGCUAAGUAGGUCGUUGAAGAAGCUGCUAAGAAGGUCUUAAGUGACUUAGAAAAGAAGCGAAAUCAGUUAUUCAGCAGAAUUUGGUUGAAGAAGAAGACAGUGAAGGUCAGAAAUCAGAUGGAGGUUUAUAUGAAUCAUCAGAUUCUGAUGAUGAAAUUGUUGACGAGGAACCAUAGAUUAUUGAGGAGGAUAUACAAGUUUUCAACAAUCAAAAUUACGAGGAACAGAUUCCAGAUGAAGACGAUGUAUAUCCCGCAACUGAUGAUGAGUCUGGUGAUGAGGAAGCACAAGCACAGAUGAUGGUUAAAAAUGGUGAACUAGAUGGUGUGUUCAGUUUGAAGCAAUUGUUCUAUAGUGGGAGUUAAUUUAAGAAGAAUGUGGUCAAAUAUGUCUUGAAGAACAGGAGGAAUGUUGUCUAUGGUAGGUGGGAGAAGGACAAGCUUGGUGCUAGAUGUAAAGGUAAAGGCUGCGGAUGGAAAAUCUAUUGUGCUAUGGAGAAUCCUCUUGCUAAGUGGAUGGUGAAGACUUAUCAUUAUAAUCAUCAAUGUCAUCCAACAGGAAGGUGUGAAAUUAUAAAGGCUCAUGUUAUUGCUAAUCUCUUUUUAGAAGAUAUUAGAAGAAAUUCGUAGAUGAGUGGACCAGAGAUAAAAGAUGAGAUGAAGAGGAGGUACAAUAUUAUCAUCUCACUAAAUCAGGCUAAAGUUGCUAGGAGACGUGUCUUUGACAAGCUACAAGCUGAAUGUGAUGAACAAUUUGCAAGAUUGAGAGACUAUGAGCUGCAGCUAAUUGAGACCAAUCCAGAAACUACAAUAGAGAUUAAUACAACAACAACGGCUAAUGGCAGUGAAGCAUUCCACCAAAUGUACAUUUGUUUUGAGGCGCUGAAGAGUUCCUGGAAGAAGAAUUGUCGACCAAUCAUUGGUCUUGAUGGCCCAUUCUUGAAGCACUCCAUGAAAGGGAUGAUGCUUACUGUUGUAGGAACGGAUCCUAAUAACCAGAUCUUUCCAAUAGCAUGGGCUGUAGUGGAUUGUGAGAACAAUCCUAAUUGGGAAUGGUUUGUGCGUAAGCUAAAGGAAGACUUGGACUUGGGGUCAGAUGAGAACCUCACUCUCAUUUCUAACAUGCACAGAGGAUUGAUUCAUGGUGUUGCAACUGAGUUACCAAUGGCGGAGCAUAGAGCCUGUGCUCGACACAUCUACUCAAACUUGAAGAAAUCUCACAAAGCGGACAUGUUGAAGCCAUUGUUCUGGAGAGUUGCAAGCAGCUACAACGAAGCAGAUUAUAAGGAAAAUUUGUAGAUUUUUAAGGAGUUUGAUCCGCAGGCUUUUCAAACUUUACUCCAAAAGGAUCCAACUACAUGGUGCAGGGCAUUCAUUAGGGUUGGAUGUUGUUGUGCUGAUACACACAACAAUCAUACUGAGUCCUACAACAGAACUUUGAAGAUUGCAAGGAGGAAUCCAUUUGUCCAUAUGUUAGAGCUGAUAAGAAGGUAUGCUAUGCAAAGGGUUGCCAAGUGCCAACAGGUGCAUUAUUGCUGGAAAAUAAACUCCAAAACACACAAAAAAGGCAAGGCAAGAAGUGGCGAAGUCUUGUGAUGAAGCUCAAUAUUGUGCAAUGGUUACAAGCACAAGAGGAGAGUUUGAGAUUGUUGAGUUUGGGAUUGGAUAUUCAGUGAGUUUGAGUGCGCAUACUUGUGUAUGCAGGAAGUGGGAUUUGACUGGUAUCCCGUGUCGCCAUGAUGUAUGUGCAAUCAGAGAAAUGAAUUUGGAAGUGGAGGACUAUAUCUCAGACUACUACUUGUCUGAGAAAUGGCAAGAGACUUAAAGGAGAGGUUUAAAGCGUGUUAAUGGAUCUAAAUUCUAGAAGGAUUCUGGAAGACCACGGAUUGCUGCACCGCCUUACAAACGUCUUGCAAGUAGCCCUCCUGGUAAGGCAAGGAUCAAGGGUCUUAAUGAAUCACCACGUAAAAAGAAGUCUGCAGAUUCUGAAUUCAAAGUUAGUCGGGCACGAAGAGUGGUGCAUUGUGGUCUCUGUGGUGAAGCGGGUCAUAAUUCAAGAAGGUGUCCUCAUGAGGUAAUACUCUAUCAUUACUUCUGUGUUAUUUUGGUUUUGUAUUGAUGUCUUUUUUGCGUUUCAAUAAUCUGCGGAGAGUAGGGCAAAGAGACGGAAACUAAAGGAGGCCCCUCAACUGGAAGCUCAAGAUCAAGCUGAAAUGCAAGCAUCAUUGGCAGCCAUGGAACAACCAAUAACUGAAGCUCAGGAUCAAGCUGGAAUGGAAGCGGCAAUGGCAGCAAUGAAACAGCAGGAAGCUCAAGAUCACGCUGAAGUGCAAGAUGUUUCUUCAUCCGCACCUCAGCCAAACUUUCUUUCUAGGUUACUAUUUGGAUGAGGUUACUAUUAGGAUGGAGAUGGUAUGUAGAAGGUUUGUUUUUUGGAAGUUAAACACUUUAAUCGGCUUGGUGGUCAUGUGGGUCUUGUUUUUGGUGACACUUGAAUCGGCAUUGUAUUUUGGUCAUGUGUGUCUUGUAUUUGGGCAUUUGGUCUUGUAUUGGUAACCUUAAACCCUUCAAUCGGCUAAGUAUUUUGUUCUUCUUUUAGGUGACUUAAACA
Molecule: messenger RNA, 3409 nt
Organism: Arabidopsis lyrata subsp. lyrata
Lineage: Eukaryota; Viridiplantae; Streptophyta; Magnoliopsida; Brassicales; Brassicaceae
Exons: 3
Coding region: 1429-2097 (222 amino acids)
Source: RefSeq, a predicted model, not a curated record